Wasmannia auropunctata (little fire ant) is the source of this 2514-nucleotide messenger RNA. RefSeq lists its product as uncharacterized. The transcript has 5 exons. The record is from RefSeq and is a predicted model, not a curated record. Bases 1 to 2514 code for a protein of 837 amino acids. Lineage: Eukaryota; Metazoa; Arthropoda; Insecta; Hymenoptera; Formicidae.
AUGAACUGCUGGAGCAGAGUCGCCAGAUCGCCACUCUGGCAGUGUUUCGCGUGGUUGCGACGAUGCGACGAGUGCAUCCAGCGGCUCGAAGAACUCUGUCGCGCCAAGCGUCCUCGGCUCGCCGCCGGAAGUAGACAGUCCGCGGUGACGAGGAUCGCGCGACUCGCUAUUGGAAGGGUGCGAGUGGAGAGACGAUUCGUGCACGUGGGCGCCGGACACAGUGCGGGACUCGUGUGGAGAGAGAUCGAUACCGCGUUCGACAAUCGCGUUCUGACCGGUGCGGUAAUUAACACGGAUUAUAUCGAGCCGCAGCGAUUUUUGGAGGACGCGGGCGAUACAGUGCUCGAGCGAGUGCGAGACGCCAUAAAGAGACACGGUAGCGUGAAGGUGAACACCGCGUUCAAUGGCGAGUUUACGUCGGGUGAUAAACGCGCCAAUAUAGGCAUACCCUCGCGAAACGCGGAACUCUAUCGAACGUCGGAUGUGCGCGAGUGGUACGAGAAGCAUGUCGUCGAAGCCACGUUGACGAAGUUCGGCGAGUUCGAGGAGCGCGACAGCGGGUGGGCGCUGUCGCGAAUCCUCAAUUUAACGGUAAACGUAAACAAACACAAUCCGAUGCACGCGGGAUGCUACGUCGAAGUGCCGUGGGAGAUAGCGACGAAACGAGCGGCGGUCAAUGUGGUUGCCGCUCUGCACCCCGUGGAAAGACGCGCAAAACGAGAGUCGUCGUAUCCGCAUUACGCAACGGUGCUCGAAUUCGCGGGUAUCGAGUUUCCGAUGACUCUGAAAGACAUUACGAAAUUCGAACGUGCGAACGACGUGUCGAUAAACGUGUACUGUAUCGAGAAGGAGAGGGACAAACUAUCUGUUAUUCCGAUACGAUUGACCGGUCGAAAGAUGGAGAGGCAUGUCAACCUGUUGCACAUGCAGGAUCCACGAGACAGCAGCAUCGGCCACUUCGCGUGGAUAAAAAAUCUGUCCCGCCUCGUGAGCUCUCAACUCAGCAAGAAGCAACACAAGAAAUUCUUCUGCGACCGAUGUCUACAUUACUUCAGCUCGCAGGAACGACUGGAUGCCCACACCGUGGACUGCAACGAGCUGAAUGAGUGUGCGGUAGAGCUACCGAAAGAAGACGCGAAAUGGCUAACGUUCGGCAAACACGGCAACAAGGAACGUGUGCCGUUCGUCGUAUACGCUGACCUGGAGUGCGUUCUAGAAAAGAUGGACCCGAAUCUGCCUGAGUCUCAACACCACAAGGUACACAGCAUAGCGUGCUAUAUACAUUGCUCGUACAAUGACGCGUUAUCGGGAUAUCGGUGUCGCCGCGAUAAGGACUGCGUCGCGUGGUUCGUCGAGGAACUCAAAGAAUUGGCGCACAAAGCGAUGUGUCAGCCGUUGCCCUACGCCAACUUUCGAUGGGUCGACGAUGCCGAGAACUUUUACUGGGGCGCGAUUGCUUUGGAUUCGCCCACGGGGUAUAUACUAGAAGUCGAUCUAGAGUAUCUUCAAUAUCUACACGACCGGCACACUGACGUACCUUUCUGCCCGACGCGCGAUAAGUCGCCCGGCACGCGGCACUAUAAGCUCCUCGCGACGCUCAACGGUAAGAAGCGUUACGUCAUCUACUACCGCAACCUGCAGCAAUGUAUUCGCCACGGCCUUCGCGUAACGAAGAUUCACCGCGUGUUGCAAUCUCCAUGGCUUCGCCAGUACAACGAACUAAAUACGAAAUUCAGAACCGAGGCUAGGAACGAUUUCGAAAAAAAUUUGUACAACCUAAUGAACAACGCGGUAUUCGGUAAGACCAUGGAGAACGUGCAAGCACGUCGACGUGAGAGUGGCGACGACAUGGGGAGCCGCAGCGUCUUCGCGGAAAAUGUAAUCGCCGUCGAACUGCGUAAACUCAAAGUACAAUUCUACAAGCCGAUUUACGUGGGUAUGUGCAUACUUGACAUAUCAAAAGUCUGCCUGUACGAAUUUCACCACGAUUACAUGUUGCCGCUGUACCGUGACAAGUGCAAGGUCAUGUACACCGACACGGACAGUCUCAUAUACCACCUCGAGUGCGAGGAUGUUUACGAGACGAUGAAACGUGAUAUCGAUCGAUUCGACACGAGCGAUUAUUCCAUAGACAACGCGUACGGUACGCCUCGCGCGAAUAAAAAAGUGCCGGGUUUGAUGAAGAAAGAGAAUAAUGGCGCGAUAAUGACAGAAUUCGUCGGGCUCAGGGCGAAGAUGUACGCGGUGAGGGUGGACGGUAUGAGGGACACCAAAAAGAUCAAGGGGGUCAAGAGUAACGUCGUAGCGCGGACGAUAACGUUCGAUGAUUACACGCGAUGCCUGAACGAACAUAUAGAAAUGACUCGUAGUCAGUCGUGCAUACGAUCGAGGCUGCACGAGGUAUACACGGUGUCUGAAACGAAAAUCGCUCUGAGUCCGAACGACGACAAACGGCACAUUGUACCGAAUUCGACGGAGACACUACCGUGGGGACAUUAUCGGAUUCCGGUGUAA